GAGUGGGAGGGAAGCACUACCGCCAUGGCAGGGAGCUGAGGGAGUGAAGGGAAAGGAAAAUGAUAGUGGUUGUUGUCGGCCUUCCGCCACGACUCCUUCCUCCACCUCCGCUUUUUAAAUACAACCCUCUCUAACCGCCUCUGCUUCCCCACUCCCAACCACCACUCUCUCUCUCUAAAAUCUCCUGUUUCUCACUCUAUACUGUUAAAACCACUUUCCUCUUACAUCUGUUGCUCUAUCGCUUUCUUUCUCCUGACAAUGAGAGUGAUUUUCCUAGAAAAUUAAUAUUCUUCUCUGGACUUGUCCUGCUCUCUUGCUAAACUUCUACUACCUAUGGAAGCGCCGGAGAAUUGCUCCGUCAAGGUCGCGGUUCACAUUCGUCCUCUCAUCGGCGAUGAGCGCCUUCAAGGAUGUGAGGAUUGUGUCACCGUUGUGCACGGGAAGCCUCAGGUGCAAAUUGGUACUCAUUCAUUUACAUUUGAUCAUGUCUAUGGAAAUAGUGGUUCUCCAUCAUCUGCUAUGUUUGAAGAAUGCAUCACUCCUCUGGUUGAUGGUUUGUUCCAAGGAUACAAUGCGACUGUUCUCGCUUAUGGUCAGACGGGGUCAGGUAAAACAUAUACGAUGGGAACUGGCUUCAAAGAUGGUUGCCAGACAGGACUGAUUCCUCAAGCUAUGAAUGCAUUGUUCAACAAGAUUGAAACACUGAAACAUCAAUCUGAGUUCCAGUUGCACGUAUCCUUCAUUGAGAUCCUAAAAGAAGAAGUGAGGGACUUGCUGGAAUCCCCAACUGUGAGCAAACCAGAGGCUACUAAUGGACAUGCUGCGAGAAUUGCUGUCCCUGGGAGGCCACCAAUACAAAUUCGUGAAACAUCGAAUGGAGUUAUAACACUGGCUGGAUCAACUGAAGUUAGUGUUAGCACACUUAAGGAAAUGGCUUCUUGUCUUGAACAAGGAUCAUUCAGCAGGGCAACAGGGAGUACAAACAUGAACAACCAGUCUAGUCGGUCUCAUGCCAUCUUCACAAUCUCAUUAGAACAGAUGCGCAAACUCCAUCCAACUUUUCCUGGUGAUAAUUGUUCAAAUGAGGAGAUGGGUGAGGAGUAUUUAAGUGCAAAGCUUCAUUUGGUAGAUCUUGCUGGAUCUGAACGAGCUAAAAGAACAGGUUCUGAUGGCCUUCGUUUCAAAGAAGGCAUUCACAUUAAUAAGGGGCUUCUUGCACUUGGUAAUGUCAUCAGUGCACUGGGGGAUGAGAAAAAGCGGAAAGAAGGUGUGCAUGUUCCUUAUCGAGAUAGUAAACUUACUCGACUUUUGCAGGAUUCACUUGGUGGAAACAGCAAAACUGUUAUGAUAGCUUGCAUCAGUCCUGCCGAUAUCAAUGCUGAGGAAACUCUUAAUACUCUCAAAUAUGCUAAUCGCGCUCGUAAUAUCCAGAAUAAGCCUGUUGUUAAUAGAGACUUGGUAUCAAAUGAAAUGCAGAAGAUGCGCCAGCAGCUAGAGUACUUGCAGGCAGAACUUUGUGCUCGUAGGGGAGGAACUUCAUCUGAUGAAAUGCAGGUUCUUAAGGAAAGGAUUUCUUGGCUUGAGACUACUAAUGAGGAACUAUGUCGAGAACUUCAUGAGUACCGAAGCAGAUGUGCUGUUGUAGGGCAGUGUGAAUCCAAUGCUCAAGAAGGCAGCAUUUGUUUUGUAAAAACUGAUGGACUCAAGAGGGGCUUGCAGAGUAUGGAAUCAUCUGAUUAUCCAAUGGGUGAAGUUAUAAGUGGUGAAGAUUCCAGGGAGAUGGAUGAAGUAGCCGCAAGAGAGUGGGAGCAUGCGCUUCUGCAGAAUACCAUGGACAAAGAAUUGAAUGAAUUAAACAAACGCUUGGAGCAGAAAGAGUCUGAGAUGAAACUUUUUGGGGGUGACACUGAAGCACUUAAGCAGCACUUUGGGAAGAAAAUCAUGGAACUUGAGGAAGAGAAAAGAAUUGUGCAGCAAGAGAGAGACCGUUUAUUAGCUGAAGUUGAAAGCCUUGCUGCCACUUCUGAUGGACAAAGACAAAAGGUGCAAGAUGUUCAUGCGCAGAAACUAAAAGCACUUGAAGCACAGGUGACUAUUUUAGAUCUUAAGAAGAAACAAGAAAAUCAGGUUCAGCUUUUAAAGCAAAAACAAAAAAGUGAUGAAGCAACAAAGCGGCUGCAAGAUGAAAUACAGUCUAUCAAAGCCCAAAAGGUACAGUUGCAGCACAAGAUAAAACAAGAAGCAGAACAAUUUCGACAAUGGAAGGCCUCUCGUGAGAAGGAACUGCUUCAGCUGAAGAAAGAGGGUAGGAGAAAUGAGUAUGAGCGACAUAAAUUGCAAGCCCUGAAUCAGCGCCAGAAAAUGGUUCUUCAAAGAAAAACUGAAGAGGCUGCAGUAGCUACCAAAAGGCUGAAAGAGUUACUAGAAGCUCGCAAAUCUUCAGCACGUGAUAAUUCCGUUUAUUCCAAUGGACAUACACCAACAGGGCUGAACAAUGAGAAGUCUUUGCAACGGUGGCUUGACCAUGAGCUAGAAGUCAUGGUGAAUGUGCACGAAGUUCGUUUUGAAUAUGAGAAGCAAAGCCAAGUACGGGCUGCACUGGCUGAAGAGUUAGGCUUACUGAAACAAGUGGAUCAGUUGUCUUUGAAUGGGCUCAGUCCCCCAAGAGGAAAGAAUGGGCAUUCUAGAAUGUCCUCUAUGUCACCAAAUGCAAGAUUGGCAAGAAUAGCUACACUUGAGAACAUGCUGAACAUCUCUUCAAAUGCGCUUGUGGCAAUGGCUUCACAACUAUCUGAGGCAGAAGAGCGGGAGCGUGCCUUUACUGGUCGCGGUCGUUGGAACCAGUUACGCUCAAUGGGAGAUGCAAAGAACCUGCUUCAGUAUAUGUUUAAUGCUGCUGGAGAUGCAAGAUGCCAGUUGUGGGAAAAGGAAAUGGAAAUCAAGGAAAUGAAAGAGCAACUGAAUGAACUUGUAAUUCUACUGAGACAAAGUGAAGCACAGAGAAAAGAAAUUGUGAAGGAGCAAAAAUUGAGGGAGCAAGCCGUUGCUAUUGCCCUUGCUACCUCAGCUUUGGGGAACUCAAACAAUUCAUUGAAACACCUUGCGGAUGAUAUGAGUGAUCCCUUAUCUCCAGUUUCACGUCCAGCACAAAAGCAACUGAAAUAUACAGCUGGAAUUGCCAAUGGUUCAGUCAGAGAGUCAACAGCUUUUCUGGACCAGAAAAAGAUGGUACCAAUCGGGCAGUUGUCCAUGAAAAAACUGGCCACAGUAGGUCAAGCUGGAAAACUGUGGAGGUGGAAGAGGAGUCAUCACCAGUGGCUGCUACAGUUCAAGUGGAAGUGGCAGAAGCCAUGGAGACUAUCGGAAUGGAUCAAGCACAGUGAUGAGACAAUCAUGAGGUCGAGGCCUCGUCCAAGGGCUCUGGUUGAUACAAUGUGAUAAUGCCAUACUCACCUGCAUUUUGCUCUGUAUACAUCUUGACUGCCAUAUAUGAUCCAACACAUGGUUCCAUGACCACACAAAUAACUGCAGGUAUGAAGAUGGAGAUCGAUGCUCUCCACUAUCUUUGGCUGAGACUUGUAAAUGGGGAUUGGGAUUAGUUUUGGAUGUGUUGGCUUUGGAUAACUAUUGGUUCAGAGGCAUCUCGUCCGGGUGGUGGCUCACAGAUUGUGGAUGAAAAACUUUGUAAAGGUGGGGUGAUUUGAGUAUCAUGCAUAUAGAAGAAGAUAUGGUUGGAGAUGCUUCGUGCUUUCCCCCUUUUUAUUUGCCUACAUAAAAUGACAGUGAAAGAGGAAAGUUUCUGUUAAGUUUAGUUUUGUGUAUAAACCAUCGCUUAGUAUUGAUUCCUGUUUAUACACACGUAGUGCUGAUUUCAUUAGAAGUUGUUGAAAUCUCUAAUUUGCGCCUUCAGAAAUUAUUAUCAUCAUCAAUUUUUGGUUUUAUAUGAAGUUGGGUUGGAUU
This is a messenger RNA of Vitis riparia (riverbank grape), 3960 nucleotides long. RefSeq names its product kinesin-like protein KIN-4A. The record is from RefSeq and is a predicted model, not a curated record. Gene Ontology annotation, biological process: microtubule-based movement; mitotic spindle organization. Bases 334 to 3438 code for a protein of 1034 amino acids. The transcript is spliced from 26 exons. NCBI's taxonomy places the organism in Eukaryota, Viridiplantae, Streptophyta, Magnoliopsida, Vitales, Vitaceae. Gene Ontology annotation, molecular function: microtubule motor activity; microtubule binding; ATP binding.